AUGAUUUUCAAACCACUCCUUACCGUGGUGCUAGCAGCACUGGCCCAAUUCGUGAACGCUCAGGACGAUGGAGGAGACAUUGUAUACGACGCAGAACACAAUGCAACUUCAAUUGUGGGAACCUGGAGUUCACAGAGCGGAGCAGUUACAACUGGUCCUGAAUUCGUCGACCCUGCAAAACUCACCUUCUUCUAUCCCAGGAAUACCGGUGUCUCAUUCUCCUUCACCGCUGACGGAUUCUACGAGAUUGCGCGCUACCGUUUCCUCAGCAAUGGUUCUGAGCCGACAUGUAUCACGGGUGUCAUUGGAUGGGUCCACGGCACAUACACCCUGAACAGCAAUGGGUCAAUAACAAUGGUUCCCUUCGGCGAUGGCUUCCAACAAAUCCAAGAUCCUUGCGCGGCCAUCUCGAAUUUCAUCGAAACUUACAACGUCACCGAGUACUUCCGCGGCUGGAGAAUAUUCCAAGACCCAGUCCAGGGCUACAAGCUACACCUCUUCGAACAUGACGGCCGACCUGUUGCACCACAAUUCCUCCGCUCAGAGACACCCAACAUGCACCCCACACGGUCAUUGCGUAAUGAUACUUGGGUCCGAGUCGACAGCAAGGAAAAGCGAUCUUUGGACCACACGUUCCAGAAACGCUCUUCCGCUCCAUCUGCCCGAACACUGCGAACAGAGGGACUAGUAGCAGCAGCAGGCAUGGUGGCGCUGGCGUUCUCAUCAUUGCUGCUAUAG
Molecule: messenger RNA, 738 nt
Organism: Coprinopsis cinerea okayama7#130
Lineage: Eukaryota; Fungi; Basidiomycota; Agaricomycetes; Agaricales; Psathyrellaceae
Product: ROT1 protein
Exons: 4
Coding region: 1-738 (245 amino acids)
Biological process (GO): 'de novo' protein folding
Cellular component (GO): endoplasmic reticulum; endoplasmic reticulum membrane
Source: RefSeq, a predicted model, not a curated record